Messenger RNA from Spinacia oleracea (spinach), 3783 nucleotides. Its product is annotated as DNA damage-binding protein 1. The record is from RefSeq and is a predicted model, not a curated record. The coding region runs from base 187 to 3456 and encodes 1089 amino acids. The transcript has 19 exons. Gene Ontology annotation, molecular function: protein binding; nucleic acid binding. Gene Ontology annotation, cellular component: nucleus. Lineage: Eukaryota; Viridiplantae; Streptophyta; Magnoliopsida; Caryophyllales; Amaranthaceae.
CGAACAGCCACCAUCGGCCUUUUACCAAACGGCAACAGCAACACUGUAAUUAGAGGCCUCGGCGUUUACAAGACUUCAUAGAACUAAAUAAGGGCUCACAACUUUCUCAUUUCUUGCGCGCGAACACUCACAGUCUCACGCAGAGAGAGGAGAGAGAAACAAGGUCAUCGGAGUUGAGGGAGAAAGAUGAGCAUAUGGAACUACGUCGUCACGGCUCACAAGCCUACGAAUGUCACACAUUCCUGUGUCGGCAAUUUCACCAGUCCUCAAGAGCUCAAUCUUAUUGUCGCUAAAUGCACAAGAAUUGAGAUUCACAUGUUAACUCCUCAAGGUCUUCAGCCCAUGCUGGACGUUCCAAUAUAUGGAAGAAUUGCAACACUUGAACUUUUUCGACCGCAUGGUGAAACACAAGAUUUCUUAUUCAUUGCAACAGAAAGAUACAAAUUUUGUGUUCUCCAAUGGGAUCCUGAGACAUCCGAGCUCGUGACCAGAGCAAUGGGAGAUGUUUCGGAUCGCAUCGGUCGUCCAACUGACAAUGGUCAGAUUGGCAUCAUUGAUCCUGACUGCAGAUUAAUUGGGCUCCAUUUAUACGAUGGGUUAUUCAAGGUUAUCCCAUUUGAUAACAAAGGACAGCUGAAAGAAGCUUUUAAUAUCAGGCUUGAGGAGCUUCAAGUGCUUGACAUAAAGUUUCUAUAUGGCUGUUCUAGACCUACAAUUGUAGUUCUAUACCAGGAUAAUAAAGACGCUCGUCAUGUAAAAACAUACGAGGUUUCAUUGAAGGACAAAGAUUUUGUCGAGGGGCCAUGGUCCCAGAACAAUCUUGAUAAUGGGGCGGAUUUGCUUAUUCCAGUUCCACCACCAUUUUGUGGGGUUAUCAUUGUGGGGGAGGAGACAAUUGUAUACUGCAGUGCCACAGCAUUUAAAGCAAUCCCCAUCAGACCUUCCAUUACAAGAGCCUAUGGAAGGGUGGAUGCUGAUGGUUCCCGGUAUUUGCUCGGUGAUCAUGCAGGACUUUUGCAUCUGCUUGUUAUCACUCAUGAGAAAGAGAAAGUUACUGGCCUGAAAAUAGAGCUUUUGGGGGAGACAUCUAUUGCAUCAACAAUAUCGUACCUGGAUAAUGCAUUUGUUUUUAUUGGCUCAAGCUAUGGAGAUUCACAGCUCAUAAAACUAAAUUUACAACCAGAUGUUAAAGGAUCGUAUGUAGAAGUCUUGGAAAGAUAUGUCAAUUUGGGUCCAAUUGUAGACUUCUGUGUGGUUGACCUUGAGAGGCAAGGGCAAGGCCAGGUUGUAACUUGUUCUGGAGCAUACAAGGAUGGUUCUCUUCGUAUUGUUCGUAAUGGGAUUGGGAUAAAUGAACAGGCAUCAGUGGAGCUGCAAGGCAUCAAGGGAAUGUGGUCCUUGAGGUCAUCGACGGAUGAUGUAUAUGAUACUUUCUUGGUCGUUAGUUUCAUCAGCGAGACCAGAAUUCUAGCUAUGAAUCUUGAGGAUGAAUUGGAAGAAACUGAAAUUGAAGGGUUUGACUCACAAGUGCAGACUUUAUUUUGCCAUGAUGCUUUGUACAACCAACUCGUGCAAGUCACCUCAAGCUCAGUCAGACUGGUCAGUUCGACAUCAAGAGAACUUCGAAAUGAGUGGAAAGCCCCAACAGGAUAUUCUGUAAAUGUUGCUACUGCUAAUGCAUCCCAGGUUCUUCUUGCCACUGGUGGUGGGCAUCUUGUUUAUUUGGAAAUUGGUGAUGGAAUUUUGACGGAAGUGAAACAUGCACAGUUGGAGUAUGAGAUAUCAUGUCUUGACAUAAAUCCCAUUGGUCCAAAUCCAAAUUUUAGUCAGCUAGCUGCUGUUGGAAUGUGGACAGAUAUAAGCGUUAGGAUAUUUUCGCUUCCAGAUCUUAAUCUAAUCAUCAAAGAGAAUCUCGGGGGAGAAAUAAUUCCUCGCUCUGUUCUUCUAUGCUCUUUUGAAGGAAUAUCGUAUUUAUUGUGCGCUCUUGGAGAUGGCCAUCUCUUGAACUUUAUAUUGAACAUGAGUACUGGUGAACUGACUGACCGGAAGAAGGUGUCUCUGGGUACACAACCUAUUACACUCAGGACAUUCUCAUCUAAGAAUGCUACUCAUGUAUUUGCCGCCUCUGAUCGGCCAACUGUUAUAUACAGCAGCAACAAAAAGUUGCUUUACAGUAAUGUAAAUCUCAAGGAAGUUAGUCAUAUGUGCCCUUUCAAUUCAGCAGCUUUUCCUGACAGCCUUGCGAUCGCAAAAGAAGGUGAACUCACAAUAGGCACCAUUGAUGAUAUUCAGAAGCUUCAUAUUCGAUCUAUUCCUCUGGGAGAACAUGCUCGGCGUAUCUGCCACCAGGAACAAACUCGCACUUUUGCCAUUUGUAGUUUGAAGUACAACCAAGCUAGUGCGGAGGAAUCUGAAAUGCAUUUUGUACGCUUGUUGGAUGACCAAACCUUUGAGAUCAUAUCUACUUAUGCACUUGAUACCUAUGAAUGUGGUUGCUCCAUACUGAGUUGCUCAUUCUCAGAUGACAUCAAUGUUUACUACUGUGUUGGAACAGCAUAUGUUUUACCUGAGGAAAAUGAGCCAACCAAGGGAAGAAUUCUGGUUUUUGUUGUUGAAGACGGAAAGCUGCAACUCAUUGCUGAGAAGGAAACUAAAGGUGCAGUGUACUCACUUAAUGCCUUCAACGGCAAGCUGCUUGCUGCCAUCAAUCAGAAAAUUCAGCUUUAUAAGUGGAUGCUUCGGGAUGAUGGAACUCACGAGUUACAGUCUGAAUGUGGACACCAUGGGCACAUUCUUGCCUUGUAUGUCCAGACUCGUGGUGAUUUCAUUGUUGUUGGGGAUCUGAUGAAAUCAAUUUCUUUACUAAUAUACAAGCAUGAAGAAGGUGCUAUUGAAGAGCGUGCACGGGACUACAAUGCUAAUUGGAUGUCAGCUGUAGAGAUUCUUGAUGAUGAUGUGUAUCUUGGUGCAGAAAAUAAUUUCAAUCUAUUUACUGUGAGGAAAAAUAGUGAAGGUGCGACGGAUGAGGAGCGUGCACGGCUUGAAGUUGUUGGGGAAUACCACCUUGGAGAAUUCAUCAACCGUUUUCGUCAUGGUUCUCUGGUUAUGAGGUUGCCAGAUUCAGACAUUGGUCAAAUACCAACUGUGAUAUUUGGAACUGUUAAUGGUGUAAUAGGGGUAAUUGCCUCCCUUCCGAAUGACCAGUACAUCUUCCUUGAGAAGCUGCAGUCAAACAUGAGGAAGGUUAUAAAGGGUGUAGGAGGACUGAAUCAUGAGCAUUGGCGGUCCUUUCACAAUGAGAAGAAGACAGCAGAUGCGAGAAACUUCCUUGAUGGAGAUCUUAUUGAAUCUUUCCUUGAUCUCAGUCGCGGUCGUAUGGAAGAGAUUUCUAAAACAAUGGGUACUUCAAUAGAGGAACUUAGCAAGAGAGUUGAGGAGUUGACCAGAUUGCACUAAUCAAGUUGAUCAUCCUAAAUUUCACUCUUAUUCUGCUACUUUUGGUCUUUUACAAGUUUUGUUCAGUUUUUGUCCCAUUGGCGUAUGACUUAAGCUGCUUGCAUUCGAGUUCAUUUUCCCUGUAAUUUAUUAAUAAACAAACUAGUCUUUCAUCCACCAUACUUGUCAGCCCUUGUUUGCCUGCUCAUCAUACUUCUUCUGUAUCUCUUGUAUGUUCUUCAAGUAGUACAUGUACAACUUACAUUUCAAAAUUCUGCUGUGUAUUGGAAAACAAAACAUUUCUACCCUUCUUUUCUGCGUUGGAAAAGAGGUCAUUUUUUUUGCCCA